AUGGACUCGCCUUUCCCUCCCUCAUCCUCCUCUCCUGGCGAUGGCCGCAUCGUCGUUGGCCUCCUCCCUGCCGGCGAGAGCGGUCUUGAGACCAUGACUUAUCAGUAUCCUUUGAAAUUAAUAUCCCCGGCUCCUUCGUCUAGCCAGCCAAGCACUCUCGUUUUCCUAUUAUCCUAUGGAGGGGGGCUUGUUGCUGGAGACGGGGUUAAUCUGACAAUACACGUCAAGCCGCAGGCGAAGCUCAGCAUCGCUACCCAAGGUCACACAAAGAUUUUCAAAUCGCCUACAGCCGAUGUCGUCACAACUCAAAACUUGGACGUUACCAUAGAAGAUGGUGCUUCCAUGUGUCUCCUUCCGGAUCCUGUUCAGCCGUUUGAGGAUAGUGUAUACGCCCAGAAGCAAAUAUUCAAGCUCAGAAGCCAAGCGUCGCUCUGUCUCUUGGAUUGGGUCACCCAAGGGCGUGUGGCUCGUGGAGAGAACUGGAGCUUCAGGAAAUGGACAGGGCGGAACGAGAUAUGGCUACAAGAUCCUCAAACAACUACGGCUGAUAGACUCUUGGUACGAGACUCAAUCAUCCUAUCGAGAGAUGCGAGUAAGUCCGUGGGCCGCACACUGCCAGAAAUGAUGCAGCAUAUGGCAAUAUCAGGAACCCUUAUAUUGCGAGGAUCCAAGACCAAAUCGUUGGGGGAAUUCUUUCGGAAUGAGUUCGCUGCACUUCCUCGCAUUGGAGCCCGGGACUUCCGCUCACCAGAAGCGAUGGCGCAAAGCAUCACAGAUGUUUCUGAAUUUGAGCGUUGGCGACUACAGAGACUCAAAGAGGAGAAAGAAGGUGGUGUCCUCUGGUCUGCAGCCAAUGUUCGAGGGUGCGUGGUUGUCAAGUUUGGGGCCAAAACGGUUGAAGCCGGAAGAGAAUGGAUUGGAUCAAUGAUUAUUCAGGAAGGGAGCAUUGCUUCUGAAUUCGGCGAUAAAGCACUGAUGUGUCUUCGAUGA
Messenger RNA from Fusarium mangiferae, 990 nucleotides. RefSeq lists its product as uncharacterized. The record is from RefSeq and is a predicted model, not a curated record. Gene Ontology annotation, molecular function: nickel cation binding. The transcript has a single exon. The coding region runs from base 1 to 990 and encodes 329 amino acids. NCBI's taxonomy places the organism in Eukaryota, Fungi, Ascomycota, Sordariomycetes, Hypocreales, Nectriaceae.